Echinococcus granulosus is the source of this 1083-nucleotide messenger RNA. Its product is annotated as Maf-like protein. The coding region runs from base 1 to 1083 and encodes 360 amino acids. Gene Ontology annotation, molecular function: nucleoside triphosphate diphosphatase activity. Lineage: Eukaryota; Metazoa; Platyhelminthes; Cestoda; Cyclophyllidea; Taeniidae. The record is from RefSeq and is a predicted model, not a curated record. The transcript is spliced from 6 exons.
AUGCUGCCUGAACAGAAUAACUCGUCUUUGGACACGGCGGGGGAUAACGCAGGUAAACUGGAGAAGAACUCGUCGUCGUUACGCCUAAUCGUGGCGUGCGCUGUUGGUUGCAUUGCUACCUCCGUGAUGUACACACUAGUGCCGUUUGUGUCGCCUGCAUUUCGCCGAAUUUGUUUACCCUACGUGCCUGCAACUUCAAAACAACUGACACUCGUGGCUCAGCUGCUUUGGCUUGCUGAGACCCGCGCACACAGACGCAUUGGAAGUAUUCUUGAUAUUGGGAGCGGGGAUGGUCGUGUCGUUCUGAGCCUGCUGGUUGACAAACGCCUAACGAGCCUGACCACAGCGGCCGGAGUGGAGCUGAACAGGCCGCUUGUGUGGUGGUCGCGUCUCGCGGCCUGGCGACAGAAUCAUAGCGACAAAGCGAGCUUCCAUUGUCAUGACCUCUGGACCUUUGACGUCUCUCCCUUUCAAAGUGUCGUCGUCUUUGGUGUCGAUACUAUGAAACUUCAGUUUACUGUCUUAAAUCCGAAUGUGCCUGAAGAUCUUGAUUAUAAUUUAUUUCCAUCAGUCGGCUCUUUCGUCGAGGCUCUAGCUAAGAUUAAGUCAGAAGGAGCGUUGAAGCGGCUAAGAAAGCCAACCGAUUUGGUGAUAACAGCUGACACGGUCAUUGCCCUUGAGGGUAAGGUAAUGGGCAAACCGAAGCACAUGGCGGAUGCCUUAGAGACGCUUUUUAAACUGAAUGGCAAAAGGCAUGAAGUAUUUACGGGGGUUGGUCUUGCAUGGCUUGAUCGAAUGGACAACAACUUACUCGUCUACGACAGCUUCACGGAACAAACCACCGUGCAGAUGGGCAAGCUCGAUGAGCGUGCUCUUGAGGCAUACGUUGGAACGCAGGAGCCCCUGGGAAAAGCAGGCAGCUACGGUUACCAAGGUGUUGGUGUGAGUCUGAUCGAGCGUAUAGAAGGGGACUACUUCAAUGCUCUGGGCUUGCCGGUCUUCCGGCUUUGCCAGUACGUCAACCGUCGAAGGGGCUUUUUACUGGACGAUGACAAUCCCCCAAUUAAAACACGGCUCACCUGA